This is a messenger RNA of Mesorhabditis spiculigera, 1512 nucleotides long. The record is from the annotation of a GenBank genome assembly. Lineage: Eukaryota; Metazoa; Nematoda; Chromadorea; Rhabditida; Rhabditidae.
AUGGCGAAGCCAAACUUUGAUUAUGUUCAAUACAAAGCAGAUUCACCCGAUUCCUUCCUGCAAGGCUAUUUGGUUCGCAGUGAUGCAACAAAAUACUUCGGAUGUUCUGCCGGGCAAGCCGAGGCUAAGACCAUCCCAGCCGAUGCCACGGAACUGACUUAUUCCUGGCCACCAAAUUACGACACUCCGACGGCGCGGUACUGCAACAACCAAGAUUUCAAGCUUUCCCUGACAGCUGAAGAUGGCAUGAAGGCUAUCUGCAUCGUGAUCUCGGAUUACGAGCUAGAGACGGAAAAGGACUAUGUACGGUUCUGGGAUGCUAGCGGAAGCUUGCGCGCUAGCCUGACUGCAGCCUCGCUCGAUCGCCUUGAUGAUUGUGAGGACAGCGCUCCUGCUCUUUGGGUUAGUUUCUGUGGCUCACUCGACAUGUCAGUGCUCAAAGAACUACACAAAACCGGGUUCGUCGUUACCGCCAUUACUGUCGGGAAAGGAAAUGCCUUCACGGUAUUGAUCAAAGAUGGAGACAAAACGGCCUUUACGAUCACCCAAGCUAAUGCUGCAUACCAAAAGGAUGCCUUGAAGGCAUAUAAAAGCCUCAAUCCUUACGUCAGCGUUGUGCUCCAGUAUAAUAAUGACAGCGAUGUGACCUUCAUCAUGAACGCAUACCCUAGCGACCUCGGAACCACCCCGACAGCUCCACCGAUUGUCACUGUCCCUCCCACCGGAGGCGCCGCUGGGUUCCUGGGCGUUGAUUUGGCGUUUGCAUUUGACUCGACUGGAAGUGUUCAAGACACCUUCAAAACGAUGAGGAGUGUGAUACAAGAUGCUGUAGACAGGCUGACCGUCGUCCAGGACGUCUCGCACCCCUAUGGCGCUCGCCUUUCAAUUCAGUCGAUUUCUUCAGCGGUACAACCCAACAACUUGGCCGUGCCUUGGGACCUCACCAAGGAGGAAUUCCUGAGUAUCCUGAACUCGGUCCCGACGAGGAACCCGCUCUCCAACUACGCACCUCCGGUGAAGGCCUUCCUCGGCGACAAGGGCUAUUUUACAAACACUACUAUUGACAAGGCCGAUUCGCGCAGCAAUGUGCAGCGCAUCUACGCCAUCUUUACGCAAAACGAGCCAAACGAUUUGGAAGAUCUGAAGCAAAUUCUUCCAAAACUGGUCGAUCGUGAUGUCCAUCUGGUGGUCCACUGGUCAUACAAGGUGGGCACCAGCAACUAUUGCAACAACCAAAAUGUCACCGUGCUGAUCAAUGGCGCGAAGAGCGACACCACGGCGUUGUGCAUCACAGUUGCCAACUAUCAGUUGGAGAUUGAGAAAGACUACGCACGAUUCUAUGACGCGAUGGGGACCGAAGUGGCCAGCCUGACGGGUAACAACGUGCUUGGCGCCAAAUUCCAAAUGGACGGGAGAACUGGCUCCGCCAGGCUAACCACGAACGAAUACCUCGUCUACAGCGGAAUCAGCUUCAGUGUAGCGGAAACCAAUACCAUGCCCCCGAAAUGCUUC